UGUGUAAAGUGGCCGAACAUCAACAACAACAAAAAAACACAAACAGGAAAGAGCAAUUGGGUAAAUCUAUACACUGCUCUUUAGAAAUACUAUUAUGAGAUAGAAGUUUAUGUGAAGCAUGAGGGGCAAUUCUGAUUUGAUUGGAUGUGGUUUUUAGAAUAAUCGAGGAACUAAAGUCGUUCGUUGUAGCUGCUUGUCAGCUAGUCGUCAGUUACGUUUUAGGUACAGGAUUUUUGUUUACAUUAUAGUUAAACUUCAGACUGAAGUAAAUUGGCAGCAUUGUUAGAACCAGUUAGUAUAAUUGUUCCUUCAUACAUGAAAUAAUGCGAGAUGAUGAUCAAAUUUAUGUUUUAAAAAAUUUUAUUGUAAGAUUGUUUGCUAAUUUGCAACGACAACCCAAAGGAACCAUUGAGUUUUGGGAAAUAUACCAAUGUGAAUUUACUUUUACAUUAAUCCUCUUCCCAAAGAGUUCACCCUUGUGUUUUGACAGAACAGUUGGCAUUUCAACUGAUAAGGUAUUUAUAUUUUUAAAUAAUUUGGUAAUUACAUUUUGAGUAUUUUGAAAGAUUAUUUAAAGAAAGCACUGCCUUAAAAAUGUAUACAUUUUACUUAGAACACCAGGAAUAUGGGAAAACAUUUUUAAAAUGAUGAUUAAAGGUAGAUUUUAUUGGAGAAAUGCUUUACUGAUUUGUAUUUUAGUGCAUUUUUAAAACCUAAGUAUCUGGUAGUAUUCCCCUUGUAGUGAGCAUGAGAUUAAAGUUUAGAACUUUUUAAACAAUCUUUUCUUUUUUUGUGGUUGUGUACUCAUUAUUGCUUGUUCGUCUUUUGCAAUUUAGAUAAAUGAUAUAACAUUAAACUCAAGGUGGUUGAGUUGCAGUAGGGAGUCGGAAGCAAGCCAAGGGAACAUCUUUCUCUACAGGGGACUUGGCGAUUCCAAACCCCCAAGGUUCCAAGAAGAAACUGAAGACACCUGGAAUCUGUACUUGCUUUGUGCUCUUGAGCUGUGCUUGUUAUAUGGACCUUGUUGCUUGACCAACAGAUUUAGCAUUUAAAACAAUCCAGACUCCAAAAUGAUGCAAAUCAACCUGACUGGGUUUUUGAAUGGAAAAAAUGCUAGAGAAUUUAUGGGAGAACUGUGGCCCCUGCUGUUAAGUGCACAGGAAAACAUCGCUGGAAUCCCUUCUGCUUUCCUAGAACUGAAGAAAGAAGAAAUAAAACAGAGACAGAUUGAACAAGAAAAGUUGGCAUCUAUGAAAAAGCAAGAUGAAGACAAAGAUAAGAGGGAUAAGGAAGAAAAAGAAACCAGCAGAGAAAAAAGGGAGAGGUCUCGAAGCCCAAGAAGACGCAAAUCCAGAUCUCCUUCCCCUAGAAGACGGCCUUCCCCUGUCAGGAGAGAGAGAAAGCGCAGUCAUUCUCGAUCUCCCCGUCACAGAACCAAGAGCCGGAGUCCUUCCCCUGCUCCAGAAAAGAAGGAGAAAACUCCAGAGCUCCCAGAACCGUCAGUGAAAGUAAAAGAACCUUCAGUACAAGAGGCCACGUCUACUAGUGACAUCCUGAAAGUUCCCAAGCCUGAACCUGUACCAGAGCCUAAGGAACCUUCUCCGGAGAAAAAUUCCAAAAAAGAAAAGGAAAAGGAAAAGACCCGACCAAGAUCGCGGUCUCGUUCCAAAUCAAGAUCCCGGACACGUUCUCGCUCUCCUUCUCAUACUCGACCUAGGCGGCGCCACAGGUCCCGAUCACGAUCAUACUCACCUAGAAGGCGGCCAAGCCCAAGAAGGCGGCCAUCUCCUCGAAGAAGAACUCCACCAAGACGAAUGCCUCCUCCACCAAGGCAUAGGAGGAGCAGAUCGCCAGUGAGACGAAGGCGGCGCUCGUCAGCAUCCUUGUCUGGGAGCAGCUCGUCAUCCUCUUCGUCUCGUUCCCGGUCACCGCCAAAGAAGCCUCCUAAGAGGACAUCCAGCCCCCCUCGAAAAACUCGCAGGUUAUCUCCUUCAGCGAGCCCUCCGAGGCGAAGGCACAGGCCGUCACCUCCAGCGAGUCCACCGCCAAAAGCUCGUCACUCCCCAACACCCCAGCAGUCAAACCGUACAAGGAAAAGUCGAGUUUCUGUCUCUCCAGGGAGAACUUCAGGUAAAGUGACGAAACAUAAAGGUACUGAGAAAAGAGAGUCCCCUUCACCAGCACCCAAGCCUAGAAAAGUAGAAUUGUCUGAAUCGGAAGAAGAUAAAGGGGGCAAAAUGGCUGCAGCCGACUCGGUGCAGCAGAGACGCCAGUACAGACGCCAGAACCAGCAGUCGUCGUCAGAUUCUGGCUCCUCCUCUUCUUCGGAAGAUGAGCGACCCAAGAGGUCCCAUGUGAAGAACGGGGAGGUGGGCAGGCGGCGGAGACAUUCCCCUUCCCGGAGUGCCUCUCCCUCACCUCGAAAGCGCCAGAAAGAGACUUCCCCUCGGAUGCAGAUGGGAAAGCGAUGGCAAUCGCCAAUGACUAAAAGCGGCAGACGGAGGAGGAGCCCCUCCCCACCACCCACCAGAAGGCGACGCUCUCCUUCUCCUGCCCCUCCUCCUCGACGGCGCAGGUCUCCCACGCCACCACCGCGCCGAAGGACUCCUUCUCCUCCGCCACGUCGGCGCUCCCCUUCCCCGAGAAGAUACUCUCCUCCCAUACAGAGGAGAUACUCUCCUUCUCCACCUCCAAAGAGAAGGACGGCCUCCCCUCCUCCCCCUUCUAAGCGAAGGGCGUCACCAUCCCCGCCACCAAAGCGCCGGGUCUCCCACUCCCCGCCGCCCAAACAGAGAAGCCCCCCGGCCUCCAAGAGACGCUCGCCUUCGUUGUCAUCAAAGCAUAGGAAGGGGGCCUCCCCGAGCCGAUCCACCCGGGAGGCCCGGUCACCACAGCCAAAUAAACGACAUUCGCCCUCACCACGGCCUCGAGCUCCUCAGACCUCAAGUCCUCCACCUGUUCGAAGAGGAGCGUCAUCAUCACCCCAAAGAAGGCAGUCCCCAUCUCCAAGUACGAGGCCCAUUAGGAGAGUUUCCAGGACUCCGGAACCCAAAAAGACAAAAAAGGCUGCCUCUCCAAGCCCUCAGUCUGUAAGGAGGGUCUCAUCCUCCAGAUCUGUCUCAGGAUCUCCUGAGCCAGCCACUAAAAAACCCCCCGCACCUCCAUCCCCCGUCCAGUCUCAGUCGCCCUCUACCAACUGGUCACCAGCGGUACCCAUCAAAAAGGCUAAAAGCCCAACGCCAAGCCCGUCACCGGCAAGGAAUUCGGACCAAGAAGGAGGUGGAAAGAAGAAGAAGAAAAAGAAGGACAAGAAACACAAAAAGGAUAAGAAGCACAAGAAGCACAAAAAACACAAGAAGGAAAAGGCUGCGGCUGCGGCUGCUGCUGUAACGCCCGUGGCCGCCGCUGCCCCCACAACCACGUCAGCACAGGAGGAGCCGGAGGCGGAGCCCGAGCCCCGGAAGGAGACUGAGAGUGAAGCCGAAGAUAACCUUGAUGACUUAGAAAAGCACCUGCGUGAAAAGGCCCUGAGAUCAAUGCGGAAGGCUCAAGUGUCCCCACAGUCUUAGGUGGAAAUGUUUGUUAUGAUGUAAAUUUUAUUUGGUUUGUACGCAAUUCGAUUUCAAAAUUGCUAAAAUGUGUUUGAGCUUUAGACUAUAACAUUUGUUGUAAUAAUUGCUAGGUUGAAGUUCACCAUGUAAAAACAGGGCAUGGAUUUACAUUGCAAAAGGUGUCCACAGUGUGUUAGUGACAUUCUUUCAUUGACAGCUGACAUAAAUUCAUUUAGAGUGAAAUAUUUUAAGCCAAAAAAAAAAAAAUCCCUUUUUUAAAAAAGGGGGUUUAAAUAUUGUUGGCAUUCUAUGGUUCCUUUAAAUACCCCUGGCUAUUCCCAGAGGUUUUUCUUUUUUUUUUUUCCUUCUCUUUUUGUCUUUUGCGUCUUAGCACCCAUUUAAGUUAUGAUGCUUCCAACCUUGUAUGGUUUGCAAACUUGCCCAAAAAUAAGACCACUGUUGAACUACCACAAAAGUAUAAAUGAAUAUUUUAAUGCCACCAUCUUUCCUGUUGCCUGUGGAGUCUCUGCUGAAGUGAAUCAGGAUUCGAGCUCAAGGAGGAGACAGAAGACGAAAGCAUGCUGUUGCCAGGGAGGGCGCCGUGGGUUUCUCUUGAUGGGUAACAAGUCGAUUUGGAACACUGGAAUUUCAUUCUAUUCUGUUGUGUUUUUCUUUCUUUUUUUUGUAAAGGCAAUUAACUAGACCCAGGAAGGAUCCUUCAGUUAUAUAAAAUUUUGUUUUAUGAAAUGUCAUGGCUCCAUUCAUAAUUUUGUCUUGUUCUUCUAAUUGGUAUAUACAACUUUCAGAGCUCUUGUAUUUGGAAGGCUGGAAGGGCCCAGACUUUGAAAUAGUGUCUUGUUUUCACUGUUUUUGUUUUUUUGUUUUGUUUUUUUUUUUUAAACUAAAGCUAUAUAAAGCUUGUGGAUUAAACAGAAUAAAUUUCUAAAUUUAAAAA
Molecule: messenger RNA, 4506 nt
Organism: Equus quagga
Lineage: Eukaryota; Metazoa; Chordata; Mammalia; Perissodactyla; Equidae
Gene: SRRM1
Product: serine and arginine repetitive matrix 1
Exons: 16
Coding region: 1071-3569 (832 amino acids)
Biological process (GO): mRNA processing; regulation of mRNA splicing, via spliceosome
Cellular component (GO): spliceosomal complex
Molecular function (GO): RNA binding
Source: RefSeq, a predicted model, not a curated record